Salvelinus namaycush (lake trout) is the source of this 891-nucleotide messenger RNA. Its product is annotated as neurturin-like. The transcript has 4 exons. Gene Ontology annotation, molecular function: glial cell-derived neurotrophic factor receptor binding; growth factor activity; receptor tyrosine kinase binding. The coding region runs from base 1 to 891 and encodes 296 amino acids. The record is from RefSeq and is a predicted model, not a curated record. NCBI's taxonomy places the organism in Eukaryota, Metazoa, Chordata, Actinopteri, Salmoniformes, Salmonidae.
AUGGCGUUAAACAAGAUGCGAAACACCAACAGCUUCCUGCACUACAGCUUCCUGCACUACAGCUUCCUGCACUACAGCUUCCUGCACUACAGCUUCCUGCACUACAGCUUCCUGCACUACAGCUUCCUGCACUACAACUUCCUGCACUACAGCUUCCUGCACUACAACUUCUUCCUGCACUACAGCUUCCUGCACUACAGCUUCCUGCACUACAGCUUCCUGCACUACAGCUUCCUGCACUACAGCUUCCUGCACUACAGCUUCCUGCACUACAGCUUCCUGCACUACAGCUUCCUGCACUACAGCUUCCUGCACUACAGCUUCCUGCACUACAGCUUCCUGCACUACAGCUUCCUGAUGAAGGCUGGGGUCCACAGAACAGUGCGGGCUGUAGACACCAUCAGCUCUCUCCUCUCCCAGUUCUCCCACCUUCUCCAGAGCUUCACCGAGGGAGAACUGCAGAAGGUGAUCGGGACUCUGAUUGACAGGAGUAGCAAGAGGAGAGGCAGGAACAGCAGAGAGGAGAGCCAGGAGAGCUCCUCCCGGAGGACCAAGGGAGCUAAGAGUGGGCGCAGGAGGAGGUUAAAGCCGUGCUCUCUGCGGGAGGUGGAAGUGACGGUGGGGGAACUGGGGCUGGGCUACGACAGCGACGAGACUCUCCUCUUCAGGUACUGCAGCGGCAGGUGCACCGCUCGCCGACGACGCAACUAUGACAUCGCCCUGGAACACACGAGGAGGGCGGGGCACAUUAAAAAGGGGCGGAGAGACAAGGUGCAGUACAGCCCGUGCUGUCGGCCUAUCGCGUACGAGAAGGAUAUCUCCUUCCUGGAUAACAACAGUAGAUACCACACGGUGCAGGAUGUGUUGGCGCGGGAGUGUGGCUGUGCGUGA